Molecule: messenger RNA, 1014 nt
Organism: Arachis stenosperma
Lineage: Eukaryota; Viridiplantae; Streptophyta; Magnoliopsida; Fabales; Fabaceae
Exons: 2
Coding region: 1-1014 (337 amino acids)
Source: RefSeq, a predicted model, not a curated record
AUGGCUCAAUCUAAGCAUAUAGACAAAGUUCUUGAUAGGCAUAGUGAUGAAACUAUUGCAAAUAACCGUUUAAGGUUAAAGACAUCUAUUAAUGCUAUUCGAUGGCUUGCAUUUCAAGCAUGUGCAUUUAGAGGCGAUGAUGAAAGUCCUGGAUCUUUGAAUAGGAAAAAUUUUGUUGAGUUAAUUAAGCUUUUAGUUUCCUGUAAUCAGAAUGUUAACAAUGUUAUCCUUGAAAAUGCUCCUGGAAAUGCUCAAUAUAUAUCUCCCGGUGUUCAGAAAGAUAUAUUGCAUAUCUUUGCUAGAAAAAUGCGUGCAACAAUUCGAGAAGAAAUUGACAAGUACGGUUGUGUUCAAGAAACAUUUUUUGAUCUUAUACAUGUUUCUGAUACAUGUUCUUUGACAUUGAAAACAGAAAUUUCAUCAGUUCUUUCUCGUCAUAAUCUUGAUGUCCAAAUUUUUAGGGGACAAGGGUACGAUAGAGCUACUAAUAUGCGUGGUGAAUGGAAUAGAUUGCAAGUUCUAUUUUUGAAAGAUUGCCCUUUUGCUUAUUACAUCCAUUGUCUUGCUCAUCGAUUACAAUUAGCACUUGUUUCUGCAGCCAAAGAAGUUUGUUAUGUUGAUCAAUUCUUUUCAAAACUUACACUAAUUGUGAAUGUUAUGACUAUUUCUCAUAAACGUCAUGAUCAGUUAAAGGUUGCUCAAGCAAAUAAUGUUGCAAACUUAAUUGCCAAUGAUCAAAUUGUGACAGGUAGUAUACUUAAUCAAAUUGGUACUUUGCAAAGAGCUGGAGAUACUAGAUGGGGGUCUCAUUUGAAUUCUGUACGUAGCUUGUUAUGCAUGUUUGAUGCUACUUGUGAAGUUUUUGAAAAAAGCACUGAAGAAGGUAAUUUCUCCACUCAUGGUGAUGCUAGUGCUGCUUAUGAUGCUAUCACAUCCUUUGAAUUUGUCUUUGUUUUGCAUUUGAUGAUAAAUAUUUUGGAAGUUAGUCAUGAUCUUUGUCAAGUUUUGCAAUGA